UCGUCGGUGGAUAAGGCCUGCUGCGCCAAAAAGCCCUCUUUUUUCUCUGCCCCAGAGCUGUCGUAGCUCACUGCUUAGUACAUUAGUUGACAACAAGAGGCGUCUGGGUAUCACGGCUCAACCACUAUGUGCGUGCCUCAUAGCUUGCCCUAGUGAUGAAGAAUCUCUGCGUCUGGAUUGGAGGAGAGGGCAGUGGCAGAACCAACAACAUUAAAAUCUUGUGGGCUGUGGCGUUGACGUCGGCUGCCGCUAAUAGGAGACUUGGAGCCAGGAUUGGGCCCCCGUCAAGCAAACCUCGGGCGGGGGCUUCGGGAGCCUCAGCAAGAGGAAGCAGUUUUGAAGCUGCUCUGGCCAAGCAGCAAUACGACGUCUAUGCCCUGUAUAAGGCAGGCCAUCGGCGAUCAGCAGCAGCAUCUGCCGUGCCUAUGAUGCUGUACUGCACGUAUUGCACUAUAUGGCAACAUGCAUUGUCAUCCGCAACAAGUGCCCCGGUCAAGGCUGCCGGAGCAAAAGGCUCAAGGAUCUUUUGCUGCUGUGCUGUGCUGUCAUGUUUAUUUGCCAUGGGUCAAUACAGGCGCCACAGCGUUUGUGCUGGAUGGAGCAGCCGAAUAUGUCCGACUUCCAUCGCAAACAUGCUGCAGCCCAGAUCCGACGUCGUGUAUCCACAUUGCAUGUAGUCUGUUCGCAAGUCCGCCCAAUGUUCUUCCAGCCUCUGCUGCAUCCUCCUCCGACAGGGCAGGAUUGCCAUCGCUAGGUUGAAAUCCUUGGUACCAUGCAGUGCUCCUCUUAAUUUGCAGGCGAGCCAUUAGUCUUGUGGCUUUCAGAGAGAAUGGUGGUGUUGUGCAG
Trichoderma asperellum CBS 433.97 is the source of this 846-nucleotide messenger RNA. The record is from RefSeq and is a predicted model, not a curated record. NCBI's taxonomy places the organism in Eukaryota, Fungi, Ascomycota, Sordariomycetes, Hypocreales, Hypocreaceae.